GAUACACUGGGUUCUCACGGAAUCCCUUUACGCACGUAGCUCGCCAGGUUUUUGCCCAACACCAAUCCGGUCUUCCCCUCCUUUUUUCUCCACUCCCCUCCGCUGUCCCCACCCCAGAUUGUCGUGCAAUUUUCCUCAAUCCCAAACACUUAAUUGAGCAAUUGGGAUUCCUCACGUGUGGGCUGAUUUGUAGUUUGAACACGUGGCUCAUUCAAAAAAGCCGGAAUAGCAGAGGAUUUUUUUUCUCCCCCUUCUUCUUCUUCUUAUUCUAGGCUCUAGACUUAGAGGCGGGCGCCAGCCAGCCAGCCUUACCGUGUGUGACAUUCUCUGUCUCAUUGCCAAGGGGUUUGGAGGAAGACACAAAGUAGUUUCUCCUCCUUUUCACCCAGCCCGCCAUCGUUUGGAGACACGAGAUUAAUAAUUGAGCAUUUAUUUAUUGCGCGACAGAGACAGAGGGGCGAGGGAGCGCAAACGCACCGCGAGGCUGACAGUUUAAAUCUAUCUGUGGCUUGAACGACCGGGAAGCACGCCACAGCCGCUCGCUGGUAGUAAAGGCGAUUUAGGCGACUCCAAACGCUGCACCUCCGCGAGCGCAAAAUAACUAUCACUUCCUCGGCGCAGAGAUUGUCGCUUUUCGGCGUGGAACAUGAACAAGCUAUACAUCGGUAACGUGAGCGCGGAGGCGAGCGAGGAGGACUUCGAAACUAUCUUUGAGCAGUGGAAGAUUCCGCACAGUGGUCCUUUCCUUGUCAAAACUGGCUAUGCGUUUGUGGACUGCCCGGACGAGAAGGCUGCGAUGAAGGCCAUCGAUGUUCUUUCAGGUAAAGUCGAACUUCAUGGGAAAGUUCUGGAAGUGGAGCACUCGGUCCCCAAACGUCAAAGGAGCUGUAAGCUGCAGAUCAGGAACAUCCCGCCUCACAUGCAGUGGGAGGUCUUGGAUAGUAUGCUAGCUCAGUACGGUACAGUAGAGGGCUGUGAACAAGUAAACACUGACACAGAGACUGCAGUAGUCAACGUUCGAUAUGCUGCCAAGGACCAGACAAGGCUUGCAAUGGAGAAGCUGAAUGGCUAUAUGAUGGAGAACUAUGCCUUGAAAGUGUCUUACAUCCCAGAUGAGACUGCUGCAGAAGGGCCCGAAGGUCCUUCAGCAGGGGGCAGGAGAGGUUUUAACGCCCGUGGACCCCCUCGUGCCGGCUCUCCAGGCCUAGGUGCACGACCCAAAGUGCAGUCAGACAUUCCACUGCGUAUGUUGGUUCCAACACAGUUUGUAGGUGCAAUUAUAGGCAAAGAAGGUGCUACUAUACGCAACAUCACCAAACGGACCCACUCAAAGAUUGACAUUCAUAGAAAAGAAAAUGCAGGUGCAGCGGAGAAGCCCAUCACAAUUCACUCCACACCUGAUGGUUGUUCGAAUGCUUGUCGCACAAUCAUGGAAAUCAUGCAGAAGGAAGCCCUCGACACAAAGUUUACUGAGGAGAUCCCCCUGAAAAUCCUUGCGCACAAUAACUUUGUAGGAAGAUUAAUCGGAAAGGAAGGACGCAACCUGAAGAAAAUCGAGCAGGACACAGGGACCAAGAUCACAAUCUCACCUCUCCAGGAUCUGACCCUGUACAACCCAGAGCGGACCAUCACUGUAAAGGGCUCCAUCGAGGCGUGCUCAAGAGCUGAGGAGGAGGUGAUGAAGAAGGUCAGGGAGUCGUACGAGAGCGACAUGGCUGCUAUGAAUCUCCAGUCUAACUUGAUUCCGGGCUUGAAUCUGAACGCCCUGGGCCUGUUUCCCAGUGGAGCCCCAGGCAUGGGUCCCUCCAUGUCUAACGUCCCACCUCCUGGAGCUCACGGUGGAUGCUCGUCGUUCGGAUGCAGUCCUUAUGGGGGUGAGGGGCCAUUUUGGGCUUCUAUGCUGUUGGCGAGCAGCCAGCACCUUGCUGGACCCCCAGAAUCGGAAACGGUUCACCUGUUCAUCCCUGCACUUGCAGUAGGAGCCAUCAUAGGAAAACAGGGUCAACAUAUAAAACAGCUGUCGCACUUUGCCGGAGCCUCAAUUAAGAUUGCCCCAGCAGAGGGAAUGGAUGCCAAACAAAGAAUGGUGAUUAUUGUUGGACCACCAGAGGCUCAGUUUAAGGCUCAGUGUCGCAUAUUUAGCAAGUUGAAAGAAGAGAAUUUCUUUGGACCCAAGGAAGAGGUGAAGCUGGAGGCACACAUCAAGGUUCCCUCGUUCGCUGCUGGACGGGUAAUAGGAAAGGGUGGGAAAACGGUAAACGAGCUCCAGAACCUUACAUGUGCAGAAGUAGUGGUACCCAGGGACCAGACGCCUGAUGAGAACGACCAGGUUAUAGUGAAGAUUAGCGGACACUUCUUUGCCUGUCAGUUGGCCCAGAGGAAGAUUCAGGAGAUCCUGGCUCAGGUCAGGAGGCAGCAGCAGCCCAAGCCAGCACCUGGAGCCCAACCACCGCUGCCCCGCAGGAAGUAAAGACCCAGUGAACCUGGAGGGACUGGUGACUGAAACUGCCGGAAGACUUGACAGACGAACGGAUGGAGUGGGGUCCUCCGAGGACUAGGACAAGGAGUGGACGUGCUCAUCUCAGGGGGUCAAAUGUUAUCAGAACCCAACCAAACAUCUGCCCCUCCUUGUCUUACUUGAACUUUCAAGAGUGACUAAAGUGAACCUGCGCCUCUAAACCUCCACCCACCUCACCUCUACAUCUGUGAGAAUGUACUUCUGAGGGCUCCCAACAAUGUCACCUGCCCUCACUCGUACGCGCCUCGACCGCUCUUCUCCUCCCCCCACGGGUGUGUUAAACUUUUUAUUUUGUUUUUUAAGACUUUACACUAGAAUCACAAAGAAAAAUAAGGAUCCCCCUCCUAUCACCUAUUGUUGGUGUGGUACUUCAAACCUGACAGAAUAGUUUGGUUGACUUCAGAUUUUUUUUCAUAGCGUUUAAUUGGUUGAAUAUUUCUGGUGAGUUUUCUGUGGAAAAGAGAAGGCAUUGCUAACAAGGUCCAGGUUGGACCAACAGAUUUAUUUGGGGGGAGGGUUGGCUCAGUUUGGGUGGGCCGUGUUUAGGGGAAAGAUUCUUGUUUCAGGACAGGACCCCUGAAAGGGUGAAUUAUAUUGGGCGUCCUGCCCUUGUAAUGAUAGUGGCAUUUUAUAAAUUCGGAUGCAUUUUAUAGAUAGACCUAUAUACAUAGAUGAAUAAAUACAUAUAUAUAUAUAUAUAUAUAUAUAUGUUUAGAGGUGAGGGCAGCGCCGUGACUGACACUUUGGGAAAUGGUGCCGAACUGCUGCUGCCCUGAAAAAACCAAUUUAAUAUGCAUUUUACUUAACUACCUCAGGAUCCUAGUACCUCCAAAAGAGAAAAGAAAAAUGAUUAUAUAUAAAUAUAUAUUAAAAAAAAUGUUCCUUUCUUUUUUAUUUUGCUUUUGUGGUAUUUUGUAUACUUUAUAAAGCUGAUAGUCUUUGAACAUUUUUAUUUUUUUAAGAAAAUUUAAAAUGUGGUCAGCUGCCAACUGACCUUGCCUUCAACUCUGGUGCUUUAGGUGGCAUUGUACAUGUUUGUGUGACUUAUGACCCUGUACAGAAGUCUAUUUGUACAUAGCAGCCCCGGAGCAAGAGUUGGUGGGCCCCCUCAGCUGGCGGCUGACAGGAGUAUUAAGAAAAUCACCUCAGUUUUCCCCUGAGGGUCCACCAUCUUCUGAAGAAAAAAAAAGUACAAAAUAACCAAGACAUGCAAAUAAAGCCAACCAUGUAUACUUGC
Molecule: messenger RNA, 3755 nt
Organism: Betta splendens (Siamese fighting fish)
Lineage: Eukaryota; Metazoa; Chordata; Actinopteri; Anabantiformes; Osphronemidae
Gene: igf2bp3
Product: insulin-like growth factor 2 mRNA binding protein 3
Exons: 16
Coding region: 647-2470 (607 amino acids)
Biological process (GO): regulation of gene expression; nervous system development
Cellular component (GO): nucleus; cytosol; cytoplasm
Molecular function (GO): mRNA 3'-UTR binding
Source: RefSeq, a predicted model, not a curated record